Molecule: messenger RNA, 2149 nt
Organism: Octopus sinensis (East Asian common octopus)
Lineage: Eukaryota; Metazoa; Mollusca; Cephalopoda; Octopoda; Octopodidae
Product: zinc finger protein 239-like
Exons: 2
Coding region: 833-1582 (249 amino acids)
Biological process (GO): regulation of transcription by RNA polymerase II
Cellular component (GO): nucleus
Molecular function (GO): DNA-binding transcription factor activity, RNA polymerase II-specific; RNA polymerase II transcription regulatory region sequence-specific DNA binding
Source: RefSeq, a predicted model, not a curated record
CCACAAGCCAUUAUCUAUUGGUUUCCUAUACCACUUCCUGUUGUUAGACCACCACUACUACUGCUAAUAGUACAUCAGCCUGUGCUAGUGUAGCAGACUAGUUUCUGUAACCACAUGUGAAGGUAUAAACAGAAUGAACACCCAUUAUUUAUAUCUAGAGAAAGACUGCACCAUUUAAUAUAAGGUGAUGUCAAAAGGAAGGCGGCUUUGUUUUCUCUUCCCCUAGAGUGACCUCCCUUGCCUGCCACGGGCACUGACUCCUUGACUGCAGCGGAACAAAGGAGUGUGGGCUUUGUCUUUCAACUAAAUCACAUCCUACAGAAAUAUUUCCCCCUAAUACUCCGAUAAAUCGAUUAAUUCUAUAAGAUCAUAAAUUAUUUAUUAUCUGUUUAAUGUAACGAAUCGUUUAAGCGUUCUAAAUUCCUUUUAUAUUAUAUGCAAAAUUAAAUUAACCAUUGACAGCUCCGUUCUUCCUUCCAAAGUGCUCGACCUUUCAGUUUUUUCCGCAAUCGUCUUCAUUGUUCUUGCUUAAAUAACAUCAGUGAUGCGUAUAAUUAAUUUAAAUUAAUUAUAGCCGCUUCCGAAGUUCUUCAUUUACAUCUAUGAAUUAACACCAUUCGGACCGGGUAUUAUCUGGUAUGCCAGCCGAUUGCUCCAUUACAAGUCAGUGCAAACUUUUCUCCUGGUGAACAGAAAAUAACAUCUCCACUUCAUAUUUCUCACGCUUGUGAACAGACGUCUGUCAUAUCAAAGACAAGGAACUGAACUUUUAUAGAUUAUAUUCGCAAGACAUUUCUUAGCUCUUAAGAAAGAAUUCUUCAAGAAUAUUGAUAUGGAGGACCUUAGUCACUUCAACAAUCCUGAGACACUUGUCUUUAAUGAUAUAGAGACAGUUACACUGACAGACAGAGAUGAGAAACCUUUAUAUAGCGAAACAUUUACCAAUCAAAGAACUUUGUACGACGAUAUUCCUCAAUAUUCUUGUGAGAUUUGUAGGAAAACUUUCACUUCGCAAUUAGAUAUCUUCGUGCACAAAGAAAUGCACAGUAAGGAAAAAACAUUCCGCUGUGAAAUUUGUGGGAAAUAUUUUGUGUCCACCAGUGUGUUGACAAAGCAUAAGUUGAUCCACACAGGUGAAAAACCAUUCCACUGCGACAUCUGUGGAAAAUCUUUCACUCAGAAUUCUAACUUAGUCGUUCAUCAAAGAAUCCACACGGGGGAAAAACCGUAUGAGUGCGACUUGUGUGGAAAAUCUUUUGUGAACAAAUCUCAUCUCGUGACCCACAUACGUAGCCAUACUGGAGAGAAACCUUUCCACUGUGAAAUCUGCGGCAAAGCCUUCAGCACUAAUUUCCUCUUAAAGACGCACAGACAGAUCCACACGGGACAGAAACUUUUCCACUGCGAAAUCUGCGGAAACUCUUUCACUCAAAAUUCCCACCUUGUUAUCCACAUCCGGAGUCACACGGGAGAAAAGCCGUAUCAUUGUGAAAUCUGUGAGAAAUCCUUUUUAACAAACAGUCAUUUGAAGAGACACAAACGAAUCCACAGCCGAGGGAAACCAUUCAACAGCGAAACAUGAGGGGUCCUUCUGCUGCGAAUCUCAACUCGAAACCCCAACCUGUGUCGGUAGGGUGGUGGUUGUUUGUCGGAAAUAAUUGACUUUGAAGUUCCAUCUCGUAUAUCUAGAAGUGUGUUCUCAUUGAAUGAAAAUCUUUUCUCCAAUACAAUGAUUCUUAACCAUUUUUUUUUUUGUUUUUUUUUAGCACCAACCUUGCCCACCUCUUUUAAGUAGUUGUUAUUCCCAGCCCUGCUCUCAGUGGCGAGUGAGAUAUUAUGACUAAACUAACGUAAACCUUUAGGAUUUAAUCCAGUUAUAUCCAGCCCAAAUAUUUUCCUUAUUUUACAUUCGAAUCAACCUAAUCUGGCUUCUCACACCUACCCUACAUUGUCAUUCUAAAAAUAAAGUAUUAUAUCAUCAAAAUCUCGAAGCUACUAGAUAAAGCAUAAUUAAUUUAAAACAAUUAAUUGAAACAAUGUGAAUGAAUAAGUCCUGCAUCUGACAGAAAAACCUGAAUAGUGAUGGAUGGUCACUUGUGGAUUUUACUCAAAAAAUGAAUUACAUAAGCUUUAAACAGUGAAAUGACAA